Molecule: messenger RNA, 600 nt
Organism: Peronospora matthiolae
Lineage: Eukaryota; Oomycota; Peronosporomycetes; Peronosporales; Peronosporaceae
Source: the annotation of a GenBank genome assembly
AUGAAAAUCGUUGCAAUUGAACUGCUGCGUCAGGAUGGUCAGGGACAAGAUCCCCGAAUCCUCUCGGCGGCUUUUGAAGUGUCGUCUUUUGGCUAUUUCCAACGAUCGGGUGUCCGGGAGAUGAUCAACUUUUUUAGUCGCACGUUCAUUAAACGAACGGAUGCUGGCCAGCGGCAGUCGAUCCAGCACGAAGAGUACAAUUGCCACGUGCACGUCCGUCGUGACGGGUUGUCGGGGAUCGUCGUGUGUGACCAGGAGUACCCGCCUCGUGUGGCUUUUGCGCUGCUGAAUAAACUCAUGGACGAGUUUGACAAGUCCACGUGUGGCAGCUGGAAGACUCAGACCGGUAAUCCGCAGGAGUUCGGACCGUUGACGACGGCUUUGGCCGAGUACCAGGACCCUUCCAAGGCUGACAAGAUCUCGGCUAUUCAAAAGGAGCUGAAUGAGACCACGGCUGUGCUGUCAAAGACCAUUGACAAUGUGCUCGAGCGUGGAGAGAAGCUGGAUGACCUCGUGUCCAAAUCACAGGACCUCAGCAGCCAGUCGAAGGUGUUUUACAAACAGGCCAAGAAAACCAAUUCCUGCUGCGUUGUCAUGUGA